AAGUAGGGAAGCGAACACAAGUUUUGGGGUUAAUUUUGCAUAAGAUGGAAGGGGAAGAGCAGAGAUCAAUAUGGAACAAAGAAACAGUGCCGAAAGUGAUGAAAAUAGUGAUCACAAGGCUUUCUCAAACAGACAUCAUCUCUCUCCUUCUUGUCAGCCCUUGGCUUCACCGCACUGUCAUUUCCCACCCUUCUCUUUGGCUUUCUAUUGAUUUACGCGAGAUGAAUAAUGCUGGAGAUCGACUCAUAGCUGCUCUUUCACUGCCUAGAUACCAGCAUGUGAAGCAAAUAAGCCUUGAAUUUGCACAAGAUAUAGAUGAUGGUCAUCUAGAAGUCAUUAAGAGCAAGUGUUCGGAAUCUCUUCAAGACCUUGAGUCUUUAAAUCUGAAUGGCUGCCAAAAGAUAUCUGACGAAGGAAUUGAAUAUAUAACCAGUUGUUGUCCAAAAUUGAAGGUUUUCUCUAUCUAUUGGAAUGUAAGGGUUACUGACAUAGGUGUGAAGCAUCUGGUGAAGAACUGCAAGUAUAUUGUUGAUUUGAACUUUAGUGGCUGUAAGCAAUUAUCAGACAAAAGUUUGCAAUUAGUAGCUGACAAUUACCAAGAGUUAGAAUCAUUGAAUCUGACUAGAUGUGUCAAGAUGACAGAUAGCGGUUUGCAGCAAGUAUUGACCAAGUGCUUCUUUCUCCAAAGUUUAAAUCUUUAUGCACUCUCCAGCUUCACAGAUGAAGCUUACAAGAAGAUAUCUGUUUUAUCCCAUUUAAGAUUCCUAGAUCUGUGUGGUGCCCAGAAUCUCUCAGAUUACGGACUUACCUGUAUAGCUCAAUGCAAGAAACUUUCAUCUCUCAAUUUAACAUGGUGCAUACGAGUUACUGAUGUGGGUGUCAUAGCUAUUGCUGAAGGUUGCACAUCUCUUGAAUUUCUCAGUUUGUUUGGGAUAAUCGGGGUAACUGACAAGUGCCUUGAGGCCCUUUCCAAGUCGUGUGCAAAUACAAUCACGACUCUUGAUGUUAAUGGAUGUAUCGGUAUCAAGAGACGGAGCCGUGACGAUUUACUUAAAUUGUUCCCUUAUCUAAGAUGCUUCAAAGUGCAUAGCUAAUUUUUGUGCCCUUAUCUCAGAUGCUUCACAGUUCAUAGCUAAUCUGAUGGUAUGUUAAGUUUGAAACAGUUACAUAAUACAUCUAAGUGAUAAAUGUUUGAAAGUUUUUAUUGUUUUUUUGUUAUUGAAGAGAUAGAAUUCAUUGUCUUGUUGUAGACUUGUAAAUUGUGAUGAUGAUAGUUGAAUUGCUUU
This is a messenger RNA of Hibiscus syriacus, 1286 nucleotides long. Its product is annotated as F-box protein At3g58530. The record is from RefSeq and is a predicted model, not a curated record. Gene Ontology annotation, molecular function: protein binding. Gene Ontology annotation, biological process: SCF-dependent proteasomal ubiquitin-dependent protein catabolic process. The coding region runs from base 45 to 1094 and encodes 349 amino acids. The transcript has 12 exons. Lineage: Eukaryota; Viridiplantae; Streptophyta; Magnoliopsida; Malvales; Malvaceae. Gene Ontology annotation, cellular component: SCF ubiquitin ligase complex.